CACCGUGACGUGUUUCCGGCGGAUGUAACCGGUCAGCUGAUUUGUAUUAAAAGACUUCCUGGUUUGCGAUGUGUUUUCUCUACUAAAAUAUCAUUUUUGAAGGCUGAAUUUUCGCUGAUCAACAAAAACUUUUGUAAAAAGGAUCAACUACAACUGCAACCACGAACAUGAACACGGAAAAGGACUUUUCCCCUCUGACGCCCAACAUUGUCAGGGCUCUGAAUGACAAACUGUACGAGAAGAGGAAAGUGGCAGCACUUGAAAUUGAGAAGCUGGUGCGGGAGUUUGUGGCUCAGAACAACUCAACUCAAAUCAGACAUGUCAUCCAGAUUUUGGCCUCGGAGUUUGCGCUUUCUCAGCACCCCCACAGUCGGAAAGGGGGUCUCAUUGGACUGGCAGCUUGCUCCAUUGCCCUCGGUAAAGACUCAGGUCUGUAUCUGAAGGAGCUCAUUGAGCCUGUUCUCACUUGUUUUAACGACUCAGAUAGCCGUCUGCGUUACUAUGCAUGUGAGGCCCUCUAUAAUAUAGUCAAGGUAGCCAGGGGAGCAGUGCUGCCUCACUUCAACCUGCUCUUUGAGUCUCAGUAGCUUGCAGCCGACCCAGACCCCAAUGUGAAGAGCGGAUCUGAACUCCUGGACAGACUGCUGAAAGAUAUUGUGACAGAAAGUAACAAGUUUGACUUGGUGGCAUUUGUCCCUUUACCUCAGAGAGAGAUCUACUCCAACAAUCAAUAUGCUCGCCAGUUCAUUAUUUCCUGGAUCCAUGUUCUGGAGUCUGUGCCAGACAUCAACUUGCUGGACUACCUCCCCGAAAUCCUGGAUGGGCUCUUCCAGAUAUUGGGUGACAACAGCAAGGAGAUACGUAAGACUUGUGAAGUGGUGCUGGGAGAGUUUUUGAAAGAGAUUAAGAAAACACCCUCCAGUGUGAAAUUUGCUGAGAUGGCCAAUAUCCUUGUCAUCCAUUGCCAGGUAGCAGAUGAAACCAAACUCACAAAUGACCUAAUCCAGCUGACAGCUAUGACCUGGAUGAGAGAGUUUAUUCAGCUAGCAGGCAGAGCAGUGCUCCCUUACUCAUCUGGCAUCCUCACUGCUGUGCUGCCCUGCCUUUCCUACGACGACAGAAAGAAGAAUACUAAAGAAGCAGCCAGUGCCUGUAAUCACAGUCUUAUGAAGCUUGUGACCCCAGAGGAUGAUGAAGAGGAGGAGGAUGAGAAAAGCGGAAGUCCCGGGUCCCUGUCCAAGGAAGACGAACAGCCAAAAAUGGAGACGGACAGCAAUGAUAUGCUGAAUGCAUCACAAGAAUCAGUAGGUUUCAGUAACAUCAGCUUCUUCACCCCAGCAUGUGCUGACAGACCUCAGGUGACUCUGGACCUGGAUGGUAUUGUUCAGGUGCUAGACCGGCACUUACACGACUCCUCCACUGGCAUGAUGACCCGCAUAGCUGUGCUCAAAUGGCUCUACCAUCUCUACAUCAAGACUCCACGCAAAAUGUUCCGUCACACAGACAGCCUGUUUCCCAUGCUGCUGAAAACACUCUCUGAUGAGUCUGAUGAAGUGAUUCUUAAAGACCUGGAGGUGUUAGCUGAGAUAGCAUCAUCUCCUGCUGGACAAACUGACCAAGUUGGCUCCUGCGACAGCACUGACAACAAACUGGAGCUCAAGGUCCCAGAGAGUGUCAAGCCAGGACAGCAACCCAGUCCUGGCUCCAAACCAGCAGAUUCAUCACCUUCCACUCCCAGUAUGAACUCCUAUUUUUACAAGUUCAUGAUCAACCUGCUGAAGCGCUUCAGUCUGGAGAAGCUUCUGGAGAACAGAGGAGCAUUCAUCAUCAGACAGCUCUGCCUUCUGCUUCACGCAGAGAACAUCUUCCACUCAAUGGCUGACAUCCUGCUGAAGGAAGAGGACCUCAAAUUUGCCUCAACGAUGGUCCAGACACUCAACACCAUCCUGCUCACCUCAGCUGAGCUCUUCCAGUUACGCAACCAGCUGAAAGACCUCCGCACUCAAGAGAGCUGUGCUUUGUUUUGCUGCCUGUAUCCCUGGUGCCACAACCCUGUGGCCACUGUGUCACUCUGUUUCCUCACCCAGAACUACAAACAUGCCUAUGAUCUCAUCCAGAAGUUUGGAGAUCUGGAGGUUACCGUGGAGUUCCUAAUAGAGGUUGACAAGCUUGUACAGCUCAUUGAAAGCCCCAUUUUCACCUACCUGCGUCUGCAGCUGCUGGAUGUGGAGAACAACCCAUACCUGAUAAAGGCACUCUAUGGCCUGCUUAUGCUGCUACCUCAGAGCCAAGCCUUCCAACUGCUCUCCCAUCGCUUGCGGUGUGUCCCAAACCCAGAGCUCAUGAGGACUGUGGAUGAGUCCAAGUAUAUGGACUCUAAACAUCAAGUGGUCUCCAAGCGUGCCUCUCACAUUCAGAUAGAUUACAGUGAGCUGCUCCAGCAUUUUGACCUCGUUCAGAGCAAACACCUGGAGGUGAGACACCAGCGCUCUGGACGUGCUGCUGAUCACCCUGAUAGGAAGCUAAUGUAAGGCAUUCUGCAGUGAGAGAGGGUAGAACAAAAAUAUUAAGAAUGAGAAAAAAAAUGUAGUUUACUAGAAUGAUUAUGAAGACGCCAAAAAGUAUUGAUUGUGAUUCAAACCUCUUAGAGAUGCACUGGGUAUACAUUGUCAAAAAAAGAACACUUUUUUUUAUUUCUUGACAUUUUAAACAGAACUUGAUUUCAACACAAUCCAGACCAUACACAACAUGGUUCAGUGAAGUAGUUAAUGUGAAGAUUAACCUUAAAAUCUCAUACAUCAUGUAUUGUGGUGUUAUUAUGGCCAUAUCCCAAGCGCCUGAGAUUGUUUCCAGGUGAGUUAAAUGUUCACAGUGUUUCAAGUGAAUCCAACUUGCAUGUUACUGAUAAUAACACACUUGUGUCAUUUAAUGUCCACGUGAACCACUGUUUUUUCAUGGUGUUUCAUGUUGAGUAAUUUGAGAAGAGCAUGCGUCAGGAUUGCCUUAAUCUCUUGUCAGCCAGGAAAGAAUUUCAUGUGUAGAGUAUUGACCCAGGUCAACAGAGAUUUUAAACUUAGGAUGGCUGAACUCUGGCAUACAUUCUGGGUAGGCCUACGUCAUUCCACCUCUAGCCGUUUGUUUGUUAUUACAGUUAAUCAAUAACUUGAUCUUAAACAUUUCCAGCUUUAAAUCACAUUUCUUUUUAUAUAUUAUAUCAACUAAUUUGUUUUUCUCUUAAAUAUUGUCUAUAUGUCUGUUUUUAAAAGACACACCUUUUUGUCAUUACUGUGUGAAAAUCAAUAAAGUGGAACAUGAUCAUGAA
This is a messenger RNA of Notolabrus celidotus (New Zealand spotty), 3322 nucleotides long. RefSeq names its product vac14 homolog (S. cerevisiae) (gene vac14). Gene Ontology annotation, biological process: phosphatidylinositol biosynthetic process; positive regulation of kinase activity. The record is from RefSeq and is a predicted model, not a curated record. NCBI's taxonomy places the organism in Eukaryota, Metazoa, Chordata, Actinopteri, Labriformes, Labridae. Gene Ontology annotation, cellular component: PAS complex; endosome membrane.